Messenger RNA from Cajanus cajan (pigeon pea), 1647 nucleotides. RefSeq names its product cytochrome P450, family 735, subfamily A, polypeptide 1 (gene CYP735A1). NCBI's taxonomy places the organism in Eukaryota, Viridiplantae, Streptophyta, Magnoliopsida, Fabales, Fabaceae. The record is from RefSeq and is a predicted model, not a curated record. Gene Ontology annotation, molecular function: iron ion binding; monooxygenase activity; oxidoreductase activity, acting on paired donors, with incorporation or reduction of molecular oxygen.
GGAUCCCCGUCAAUUUGUACUAUAUAUAUAUACAAGUGACUCAAGAAACAAAUAGGAGUAUCAUUCUCAGACACAAUUAAACUCUCUUGUGAUUGUGAUUGUGAUCAUGAUGGUGAUUCUGACAACCCUUUUGGUGAUUUUUGUGACUGUGCUAUUGAAAGUUCUCUAUGACACCAUUUCAUGUUAUUGGCUCACUCCAAUGCGCAUCAAAAGGGUCAUGGAGAGGCAAGGUGUGUGUGGCCCCAAACCUCGGUUUCUCACAGGUAACAUCAUGGACAUGACCUCCCUUGUUUCAAGAGCAGUUUCUCAAGACAUGAAAACCAUCAACCAUGACAUUGUUGGUCGCCUUUUGCCACAUUUUGUUGCCUGGUCUAAACAAUAUGGAAAGAGAUUCCUAUAUUGGAAUGGUACAGAACCAAGGCUGUGCCUAACAGACACUGCAUUGAUAAAGGAGUUUCUGUCAUCAAAGUACAGUACUAUAACAGGCAAAUCGUGGCAGCAACAACUAGGAAGCAAACAUUUCAUUGGCCGAGGAUUGUUGAUGGCAAAUGGUGAAGAAUGGUACCACCAACGACACAUGGUUGCCCCUGCAUUCAUGGGAGACACACUUAAGAGCUAUGCAUGGCACAUGGUGGAAUGCACAAAGGAAAUGAUUGAAUCACUGGAAAAUGUGUUGGAGAGUGGGCAAAGUGAGGUAGAGAUAGGAGAAUGUUUCACCAAACUCACUGCAGAUAUCAUCUCAAGAACUGAGUUUGGUUCAAGUUAUCAAAAGGGAAAGCAAAUAUUCCAUCUUCUCACACAGUUGCAGAGUCGUUGUGCUCAAGCAACUCGUCACCUUUGCUUUCCUGGAAGCAGGUUUUUGCCAAACAAGUACAACAGAGAGAUAAAGUCCAUGAAGAAGGAGGUGGAGAGACUCUUGAUGGAGAUCAUAGAGAGUAGAAAGGAUUGUGUGGAGAUGGGGAGAAGCAAUACUUAUGGGAAUGAUUUGUUGGGAAUACUAUUGGAUGAGAUAAAAAAGGAGGGUGGUGGCUUGAAUCUACAACUUGUUAUGGAUGAAUGCAAAACAUUUUUCUUUGCUGGACAUGAAACCACAGCACUCUUACUCACUUGGGCAUUCAUGUUGCUAGCUAGCAAUCCUCAUUGGCAAGAAAAAGUCAGAGCUGAGGUCAAAGAGGUCUUCAAGGGAGCAACUCCAUCGGUUGAUCAACUCUCCAAACUCACUCUGACACAUAUGGUAAUCAACGAGUCAAUGAGGCUGUACCCUCCGGCAACAGUGCUUCCAAGAACGGCAUUCAAAGACAUUCAACUGGGUGAUCUUCACAUUCCCAAAGGCUUAUCAAUUUGGAUUCCAGUGCUAGCCAUUCACCACAGUGAAGAGCUUUGGGGCAAAGAUGCAAACAAGUUCAACCCUGAGAGGUUUGCUUCAAAGUCCUUCAUGCCUGGCCGUUUCAUUCCAUUUGCCUCUGGCCCUAGAAACUGUGUUGGACAAUCAUUUGCCAUCAUGGAAGCUAAGAUCAUUCUGGCCAUGUUGCUGUCUAGGUUUAGCUUCACCAUUUCUCAGAAUUAUAGGCAUGCACCAGUGGUUAUCCUCACCAUUAAGCCCAAGUAUGGUGUUCAACUUUGCCUCAACCCUUUAGAGCCAUAAGA